UUUAAAGCAUUUAACUCAUUUACAACUAGACAAAUAAAUAAGGGUAUACUAUCGGUAUUUACUUUUUUUGUUAAACUACUAUAUAAGUAUGAAAGAUUUAUCUUUAGAACACGACGACAUAGUAUUGCUCAACUAUCAAGAUUUAGAUAUUUUAUUUAAAUUAAAUGAAAUGACCUCCUUUGAACUAAUACUGAAUUCACAGAACCCAUUACUCGUAGAUCAAUCCAAAUGGCUAUUCCAGUAUGUUGCUGAAGUUAAAGCAUUUAAGUAUGAGAACCAAGUUCAAAACAAUAACUGGUAUACUUCCGUUUAUAACGUCCAAUACGUUGUCAAUGUUUAUUUUGGGAUUGCUGUCGUAUACUUGUUGCAUAUUCGCUACAAAAGACAUUUUCAAAUCAGGAACAAUCAAUAGAGCAGUUCGCCAUAUCUCGGCAUGUUUCUCGUUCAAAUAACUUUAUUGAUUUUGACCGUAUUUGUAAACCUCCAAAUAGAGACGAAGAACACUGGAAAAGCUAUGAGGAAAUGCUUGAUAAAUUAUUCCAGGAUAUAACUGCUGAGGCCAAAGCUUGUAAAACAAAAGAUAAUGAUAUUGAAAAGUAUCCUAAAUUACGUCAUAUAUUAUCCUUGCUGAAUGCCAUAACAAAGUAGAAAGAAAAUUUGGUAGUAUUCUUAUUAAACCUAGGAAUUAUAAACCAGAGAAGUCUUUUCCUGAAAAGAAACGAGGAAGUUCCAUCAAGCGAACUGUUUAAUUGAUUCUCCAUAGCUCUCUUUUA
Spathaspora passalidarum NRRL Y-27907 is the source of this 773-nucleotide messenger RNA. RefSeq lists its product as uncharacterized. The record is from RefSeq and is a predicted model, not a curated record. Bases 89 to 412 code for a protein of 107 amino acids. Lineage: Eukaryota; Fungi; Ascomycota; Pichiomycetes; Serinales; Debaryomycetaceae. The transcript has a single exon.